AUGUUCAAGAACGAUACCCAAGAGUUGACAAAGUUCUCUAAGACGAGAACGAGACGAGAACGAGACGAGAACGAGACGAGAACGAGACGAGAACGAGACGAGAACGAGACGAGAACGAGACGAGAACGAGACGAGAACGAGACGAGAACGAGACGAGAACGAGACGAGAACGAGACGAGAACGAGACGAGAACGAGACGAGAACGAGACGAGAACGAGACGAGAACGAGACGAGAACGAGACGAGAACGAGACGAGAACGAGACGAGAACGAGACGAGAACGAGACGAGAACGAGACGAGAACGAGACGAGAACGAGACGAGAACAAGACGAGAACGAGACGAGAACGAGACGAGAACGAGACGAGAACGAGACGAGAACGAGACGAGAACGAGACGAGAACGAGACGAGAACGAGACGAGAACGAGACGAGAACGAGACGAGAACGAGACGAGAACGAGACGAGAACGAGACGAGAACGAGACGAGAACGAGACGAGAACGAGACGAGAACGAGACGAGAACGAGACGAGAACGAGACGAGAACGAGACGAGAACGAGACGAGAACGAGACGAGAACGAGACGAGAACGAGACGAGAACGAGACGAGAACGAGACGAGAACGAGACGAGAACGAGACGAGAACGAGACGAGAACGAGACGAGAACGAGACGAGAACGAGACGAGAACGGGACGAGAACGAGACGAGAACGAGACGAGAACAAGACGAGAACGAGACGAGAACGAGACGAGAACAAGACGAGAACGAGACGAGAACGAGACGAGAACGAGACGAGAACAAGUUUUGA
Molecule: messenger RNA, 807 nt
Organism: Phaedon cochleariae (mustard beetle)
Lineage: Eukaryota; Metazoa; Arthropoda; Insecta; Coleoptera; Chrysomelidae
Source: the annotation of a GenBank genome assembly